GAGAAACAAUGACGAUUGAAGAGAUUCAUGAAUAGGUACCAUCCGAGAGAUUCUGAGUGUCGUCGACUCUGCUCCGCUUGACAGAAUUCGAGACACCCGACGGCGAAGCCUUACGCUUGACUCCAGCGGUGCCACACAUUGUUGCUGUUGUAGUCAAGCGUAAUUCAUGAGAAGAAAAUUGGCGUGUUUAUCCACCUUGAUCAUGCUUUGUCGCUUUCUCGAAAACUUGUCGCAAAAUCCGGGGACGAUUGAUUCUGCCAGUUCUUACGUGCCAAGGCUGCACACCGCCCGAGAUGCACUCGGUUCAACACGCUCCGACGCGUCGAGGUCAGCAAGGCGAAGCUCCUCACAGGGACGACAUGAAAUUAUUUUUCCAGUCCUUAGCUUAUGCUUCCUCCUCUUCUACUACUAGUCUGGGGCAUAUGCUAUACUCUGGGUGCCUAAGGCUGUCCACGUCUUCGCAACAAGUUACCU
Molecule: messenger RNA, 474 nt
Organism: Aureobasidium pullulans EXF-150
Lineage: Eukaryota; Fungi; Ascomycota; Dothideomycetes; Dothideales; Saccotheciaceae
Exons: 1
Coding region: 167-412 (81 amino acids)
Source: RefSeq, a predicted model, not a curated record